This is a messenger RNA of Fulvia fulva, 2097 nucleotides long. Its product is annotated as mRNA-capping enzyme. Gene Ontology annotation, molecular function: protein tyrosine/serine/threonine phosphatase activity; mRNA guanylyltransferase activity. The transcript is spliced from 2 exons. Bases 1 to 2097 code for a protein of 698 amino acids. The record is from RefSeq and is a predicted model, not a curated record. Gene Ontology annotation, biological process: 7-methylguanosine mRNA capping; dephosphorylation. Lineage: Eukaryota; Fungi; Ascomycota; Dothideomycetes; Mycosphaerellales; Mycosphaerellaceae.
AUGGCUGAACACCUCUACGCCAAGCUGCCACUUGAGAGGCUUCCUGUACGACUGCAACGCCUGCUGCAGACACCAGUACCGAGGUCGUGGAUCCUGCCAGCAACACUUACAUGGUUACUCGGCUUGGCACCACUCGCUUGGUUCGUGUAUAAGAGAACCUCACGUGGCGUCAGCAAGAAGAAAGACGCGACUACCACCGACCCGGGCCUGCUGGUCAAGGGCACACGCUUCGAGCAGUACCAGACACCAUCUGGUCAUGUUUACCCGAAGAUACGCACAUUCUACCAUGAACAUCAAAAGAAAGCGAACCUGCCAGCUGAUCUUCCACUACUAGUCUUCAUGCAUGGGCUUGGGGGUUCAGCUGCUCAAUUCGCACCACUCUUAACAUCACUCGUCAACAUCGCACCAUGUCUGGCAAUCGACCUGCCUGGAUGCGGUCGGUCGGAGUUCUUGCCGAAGGAGAAUGAAGCAUACACUACCACUGCUCUCGCAGAGCUUCUGUUCGCAGCCAUCGAUCGUUUCCGUAACAAGGAUUGUAAUCAGAAGGUCGUACUCGUUGGGCACAGCAUGGGUUGUUCAAUCUCUGCACUUCUCGCUUCAAAUACAUCACCACUUGCACAUUUGUGCUCCGAGCAUGUUCUCGGCAUGAUAGCACUUUGUCCACGUUCGUCCACCAUCACUAAGCACGAACUUCAGAACAUCCAGUAUUUAAACUGGAUCUGGUCGCCACUCUUCGACCUCGUUCGACUACACGACCGCCGAGGUGGCGUUGAUAGUAGGAGUGUUUUGCGAGUUGUUGGCGAGCAUGCUGACUCUGAAACCAAGCGACUUCAGUUGCGAUUCAACGAACAGUCCAGCUCAGCGGUGUUCCAGAAAGUAUUACUCGGAAUCUAUUUGCAGGAGAAGAAGACUGCAGAGAAAGGAGAAGAGUCGUUACUUGGUAAGAGGGUCUGGAGUGGCAUGAAGGUACCUUUGUUCCUGGUGGCUGCGAAGAAAGAUGCACUCGCGCCGCCGGAGAACGUGGAGCUCAUCACAGACUGGCUGACGGAAGAGACGAAGAGACAAGACAGUGCUGGUGGCCAACAAGACUAUGCCGAUACUGAGAACGAAGACCCCAUGAAGGAUGCUCAUCUGCCAGGAGAUAAAGCGGUGGAAGACAGUGCCGACAUCGAAGAGGUUGCUCCCGAUCAGCUCGGAGACUUACAAGAAUCACAGCAACCAAAGCAGACUUCGAUCAUACCUGCCGUAGCGGGCGAUGUCGAUCUUGCUGCCAGAAGACUCAGCAGUAACAAGCAUGAGCAACCGUAUCUGACAACAGAGAGCCACACCAUUGAGGAAGCACAGACAGAAUCAAAGCACGCGUUUGCGCUUAAGACGACCGUCUUUCCGCAAUCUUCCCAUGGUUUGCUAUACGCAUCAAAGGAUGUUCGGAUCCUUGCGUCCCUUAUAGAGGGGUUCUUGGCUAAGUACGUCGACGAACGCCUCGCUCCGUCCUGGCAACUGCGACACCUCAUGUCUACCGACAAAUGGGACGUCAAGAACUUGGCCAAAUGGCAGAAAGUCCAGAACUGCUCAGAACCCAUCGGCGGUGUCUUUCGUGCCAUGAAGACGAUGCGAGAAAUCGACGAGGCUCACAACCCACGCGAGUUUGUCAAGAAGUACAGCUACAGGAUUCGCCCGGAUGGUGUGGCUAUGGUAAUCGACAUCAGCCACGACACGCCUGUCUACGACAAGAAGGGUCUGGAAGACAAUGGAGUGGAGUACCACAAAUUCCCAACAGUAUCGAAGGAGCCGCCGACUGAAGACGAGGUGGAGCAGUUCGUCGGGCUUGUCGACAGUUUACGCGCAUCGCCCAAAAUUGCUGGAGCUGGGUCUGACACCCAGCCGACUGUUGGAGUACACUGCCACUACGGUUUUAAUCGAACUGGUUACUUUAUUUGCUGCUACCUGGUCGAGCGCGUGGGCUGGAAGCUGGAAGCAGCACUCAAGGAAUUCGCGGAGAAGAGAGCGCCUGGAAUUAAGCACGAUUGGUUUAUCAAUACCCUUUACGCGAGAUAUGAAGCGCGUAUUGAGCGGCGCGGUACUAUUGUAGGAUGA